GGGGUCGGCUGGGUGCUCGGCGCUGACCACCCUCCGUCCCCGCCGUCUCCACCGCCCGCAGCGGAGGGAAAGAAAGAAAGAGGGGGCAGCUUAAAGUGCGCCAUAGCCGGGAGAACGCGAGCCCCGGGGUGGAGGGAGAGCGACCUGGCAUCGGCCGUCCUCGAAGCGCAGCGGCAGCAGGAGCAGAGGCAGCAGCCCCCGCUCCGUCGGAAACUGUUGAUCGGUUCUUGAGCCCUCUGGAGAAGCGGCUUCACCGGCCUGGCCAUGUGGACCCCCACCGAGGAGGAGAAAUACGGCGUAGUUAUAUGCAGCUUUCGUGCAACCGUUCCACAAGGUUUGAUCCUAGAAAUAGGAGAAACUGUCCAGAUCCUGGAAAAAUGUGAAGGGUGGUAUAGAGGAGUUUCGACAAAGAAGCCUAACGUAAAGGGGAUCUUUCCAGCAAACUACAUUCAUUUGAAAAAGGCAAUCGUCAGUAAUAGGGGGCAGUAUGAAACUAUAGUUCCACUUGAAGAUUCCAUUGUGACUGAGGUCACAUCAACUCUGCAAGAAUGGGCUACCCUGUGGAAGCAACUUUAUGUGAAACACAAGGUAGAUCUUUUCUACAAAUUGCGCCAUGUGAUGAAUGAACUUAUUGACCUGCGGAGGCAACUACUCUCCGGUCACCUGACUCAGGAUCAGGUGAGAGAAGUCAAGAGACACAUCACAGUGCGCCUGGACUGGGGUAAUGAGCAUUUGGGUCUGGACCUAGUUCCUCGAAAGGAUUUUGAAGUGGUGGAUUCAGAUCAGAUUAGCGUCUCAGAUCUCUAUAAAAUGCAUUUAUCCAGCAGACACAGUGUACAGCAGAGCACGUCACAGGUGGAUACGAUGCGUCCACGUCACGGGGAAGCCUGCCGGAUGCCAGUUCCACAUCAUUUUUUCCUCAGUCUAAAGAGUUUCACCUAUAAUACCAUUGGGGAGGAUACAGAUGUCUUCUUUUCCUUGUAUGACAUGCGAGAGAGCAAGCAGAUCAGUGAGCGGUUUCUAGUGAGACUCAACAAGAAUGGUGCUCCCAGGAACCCAGAGAAGAUUGAACGGAUGUGUGCUCUUUUUACAGAUCUAAGCAGCAAAGAUAUGAAGAGAGAUUUAUAUAUAGUUGCCCAUGUGAUCCGAAUAGGUCGCAUGUUGCUAAAUGAUUCCAAGAAGGGCCCUGCCCACUUGCACUACCGUCGCCCUUACGGUUGUGCAGUAUUGAGCAUCGUGGAUGUUCUUCAGUCACUCUCCGAAUUGAAGGAAGAUAAAGAUUUUGUUCUCAAAGUUUACACGUGCAACAAUGAAAACGAGUGGUAUCAAGUUCAUGAGAAUAUCAUCCGCAAGUCCAGUACCAAGUACACAGCACCCAGCUCCAACUAUGGUCUGAUCAUUUCUCUGCAGCUCCUUCGUGGGGACAUGGAACAGAUUCGAAGGGAAAACCCAAUGAUCUUUAACAGGGGAGUCUCAGUAACCCGAAAAUUGGGGUUCCCAGAUGUCAUCAUGCCAGGUGAUAUCCGCAAUGACCUCUACCUAACACUCGAGAAGGGGGAUUUUGAGAGAGGUGGAAAGAGUGUGCAAAAGAAUAUCGAAGUGACCAUGUAUGUUCUCUAUGCGGAUGGAGAGAUCUUAAAGGACUGCAUCAGUCUAGGUUCAGGAGAGCCAAGCAGGAGUUCUUACCACUCUUUUGUCCUCUACCACAGUAAUAGUCCUCGCUGGGGAGAAAUCAUCAAAUUACCCAUACCCAUAGACAGGUUCCGUGGAUCUCACCUCCGCUUUGAAUUCAGACAUUGCUCUACAAAAGACAAAGGAGAGAAGAAACUCUUUGGCUUUGCGUUUACUCCACUGAUGAGGGAUGAUGGCACUACCCUGUCAGAUGAUAUCCACGAACUCUAUGUGUAUAAGUGUGAUGAGAACAGCACAUUCAAUAACCACGCACUAUACUUAGGCCUGCCCUGCUGCAAAGAAGACUACAAUGGCUGUCCUAAUAUCCCUUCCAGUCUCAUCUUCCAGCGCAGCAUCAAAGAGACGUUCUCUAUCUCCACCCAACUCUCGUCCACCAAACUCACCCAGAAUGUGGACCUGCUUGCUCUCCUGAAAUGGAAGGCUUAUCCAGACCGGAUAAUGGACAUUUUAGGGCGGCUGCGAUAUGUCAGUGGAGAGGAGAUUGUUAAGUUCCUGCAAGACAUCUUGGACACACUCUUUGUGAUUUUAGAUGACAACACGGAAAAGUACGGCCUGCUGGUUUUUCAGUCUCUGGUGUUCAUAAUCAAUUUGCUCCGUGACAGCAAGUAUUUCCAUUUUCGGCCUGUGAUGGAUACGUAUAUUCAGAAGCAUUUCGCUGGAGCACUGGCUUACAAAGAACUGAUCCGCUGUUUGAAGUGGUACAUGGACAGGUCAGCUGAACUGGUGCGGCAGGACCACAUCCAGGAGGCUAUGCGGGCUUUGGAAUACCUUUUCAAGUUCAUUGUCCAGUCUCGGAUCCUGUACUCCAGAGCUACUUGCGGGAUGGAGGAGGAUAUAUUCCGAGCCAACAUCCAAGAACUUUUCCAGUCUAUCAGAUUUGUGCUCAGCUUGGAUAGCAGGAGCUCUGAGACGCUCGUCUUCACCCAGGUUGCCCUGCUGAACUCCUUCCCUGCCGUCUUUGAUGAGCUAUUGCAGAUGUUCCCCGUGCAGGAAGUAGCUGAGUUUGUAAGAGGAACUCUGGGGAGCAUGCCUAGUACAGUGCAUAUUGGUCAGUCCAUGGAUGUGGUUAAACUGCAGUCCAUCGCUCGCACUGUGGAUAGCCGCCUGUUUUCUUUCCCAGAAUCUCGACGCAUCCUUCUCCCUGUGGUUCUUCAUCACAUUCACCUCCAUCUGAGACAGCAAAAGGAGCUUCUUAUCUGUUCUGGGAUUCUCAGUAGCAUUUUCUCUUUAGUCAAGGCUAACUCACUGGAAACAAAUGUUGUGGAGGAGGUUGAGAUGAUGGUGGAAAGCCUCCUGGAUGUGCUCUUACAAACUCUACUCACAAUCAUGAGUAGAUCCCAGUCUCAGGAGGCGGUAAGAGGGCAGCGCUGUCCACAGUGCACCGCAGAAAUCACUGGGGAGUAUGUGUCCUGUCUCCUGUCUCUACUUCAACAGAUGUCAGACACACAUUACCGCCAUUUACUGGAGAGCUUCCAGAGCAAGGAUGAGCUAAAGGAGUUUCUGAUGAAGCUCUUUUGUGUGUUUCGCAAUCUGAUGAAGAUGAAUGUUUAUCCUCGGGACUGGAUGGUGAUGAGGAUGCUUACUAGCAAUGUUAUAGUCACGACUGUCCAGUACCUAUCACCUUACGUACACAAGAAUUUCACCGAAGCAGACUUUGAUUUUAAGGUGUGGAGCUCCUAUUUUAGCCUGGCAGUUCUUUUCAUAAACCAGCCAAGUCUCCAGCUAGAAACUCUCACGACUGCCAAGAGCCGAACUAUUCUGGAGAAAUAUGGUGACAUGCGAGUGAUGAUGGCUUAUGAGCUGUUCAACAUGUGGCAGAACCUGGGAGAACAUAAAAUUAACUUCAUCCCAGGAAUGAUUGGCCCUUUUCUUGGUGUCACCCUGGUGCAGCAGUCAGAGAUUCGCAAUGUCAUGAUCCCUAUCUUUCAUGACAUGAUGAACUGGGAACAGAGGAAAAAUGGAAACUUCAAACAGGUGGAAGCCGAGUUGAUCGAUAAACUGGACAGCCUGGUGUCGGAAGGCAAAGGAGAUGAGAACUACAGGGAGCUCUUUGGCCUUCUAACCCAGCUCUUUGGGCCCUAUCCCAGCUUACUGGAAAAGAUUGAACAAGAAACAUGGAGAGAGACAGGUAUCUCCCUGGUCAUGUCAGUCACUCGUCUCAUGGAACGUCUUCUAGACUACAGAGAAUGCAUGAAAGGAGAUGAAGCUGAAAACAAGAAGAUUGGCUGCACUGUUAAUCUGAUGAACUUUUAUAAAUCUGAAAUUAACAAGGAGGAGAUGUACAUCCGGUAUAUCCACAAGCUGUGUGACAUGCACUUACAGGCUGAGAACUACACAGAGGCUGCAUUCACCUUGCUCUUGUACUGUGAACUGCUCCAUUGGGAGAACCGGCCCCUGCGGGAGUUCCUCCACUACCCAUCCCAGACCGAGUGGCAGCGGAAAGAGGCCCUUUGCCGCAAGAUUGUCCACUAUUUUAACAAAGGAAAGAGCUGGGAAUUCGGGGUACCACUGUGCAGAGAGCUCGCCUUUCAGUACGAAAGUUUCUAUGACUAUCAGAGUCUCAGCUGGAUUCGGAAAAUGGAAGCCACCUACUAUGAUAACAUUGUGGAGCAGCAGCGCCUGGAACCUGAGUUUUUCAGAAUUGGUUUCUAUGGAAGGAAAUUCCCUUUCUUCCUCCGGAAUAAAGAAUACGUCUGCCGAGGACAUGACUACGAAAGACUGGAAGCCUUCCAGCAGAGGAUGCUGAGUGAGUUCCCUCAGGCGAUUGCCAUGAUGCACCCCAACCACCCAGACGACACCAUCUUGCAGUGUGAUGCUCAGUAUUUGCAGAUCUAUGCAGUUACACCCAUCCCAGAGUACGUGGAUGUCCUUCAGAUGGACCGCGUUCCUGACCGCAUCAAGAGUUUUUAUCGGGUCAACAACGUUAAGAAGUUCCGCUAUGACAGGCCUUUCCACAAGGGUCCCAAGGAUAAGGAUAAUGAGUUCAAGAGCCUGUGGAUUGAACGCACCACUCUAAUCCUGACUCACAGUUUACCUGGAAUCUCUCGGUGGUUUGAAGUCGAGAGGAGAGAAUUGGUUGAGGUGAGCCCUUUGGAAAAUGCCAUACAAGUUGUUGAGAAUAAAAAUCAGGAGCUGAGGACCCUGAUAAGCCAGUAUCAACACAAGCAAAUGCACGGCAAUAUUAACUUGCUCAGUAUGUGCCUGAACGGAGUCAUUGAUGCAGCGGUCAAUGGAGGCAUUGCACGAUACCAGGAGGCCUUUUUCGAUAGAGAUUAUAUUACCAAACACCCUGGAGAUGCCGAGAAAAUCACCCAGCUCAAGGAACUUAUGCAGGAACAGGUUCAUGUUCUUGGAGUGGGGCUGACAGUUCAUGAGAAAUUUGUGCACCCAGAAAUGCGUCCUCUUCAUAAGAAGCUGAUUGAUCAGUUCCAGAUGAUGCGUUGUAGUCUCUACUACGAGUUUCCUGGUUUGGAUAAACCGAAUCCACCUUGUCCAGGUACUAUCGUGUCUCGCAGCAAUGUUCUGGUGUCCCAUGGUGCAGUGAGUUCAGAGGGCUCCAGGAUGGUCCACAGACACAGCCCAGUGAACUCGAUGGCUGUAGUCCGCCACUCGUCGUCCUCUCUCUCCUCUCAUGCAUCCAGCGAAGCAGGAAACAUGGUGGUCUUGGCUGAGGGUGCUGUAGGAGGAGAGAUUCCUGAUGAUAUGUUCCACCCCAUGCAGGCUGGUUACCCAAAUGCCAGGUUCCCGGGCUCAGUCACCAGUGUCUCUGUUGUAUCCUCGUCCCAAGCCAGUCCUUCCUCUUCCAGCCUCAGCUCCACCCACUCUGCACCAUCGCAGAUGAUUAAUUCUGCCCCUCCUAGUGCACGAGGCUCUCCCUCUCUGCCAGAUAUGUACCGUCACAAUCGAGAGCAGAUGAUGCUGUUGCCGGCCCACCGGGACCGCCCGAACAGUGCCAUGUAUCCUGCCGCCAUCAUGGAGAAUGGACAGCCUCCGAAUUUCCAGCGCGCCUUGAUCCAACAAGUAAUUGGACCCUGCAAACCCUGCAGUGAUCCCAAUCUGUCUGUUGCCGAAAAAGCUGUGCCCACAGCCCCAAGCAGCUGGAGCCUUGACAGCGGGACGAGAGAUACGUUGCUUACCCGGUCCUCCCAGGCGGGGAGUAGCUUGGCCCCACCAGUACCACCAAGAAGUCUGCCCUAUGGACCCUAUUCCCUUCACUUUGAUGCCUUCCACCAUCCCCUGGGGGAUGCCCCUCCCGCCCUUCCCGCCCGAACUCUUCGUAAGUCCCCCCUCCAUCCUAUUCCUGCUUCCCCCACCAGUCCCCAGUCUGGUUUGGAUGGUAGUAAUUCCACCUUAUCCGGUAGUGCCAGCAGCGGGGUGUCUUCUUUAAGUGAGAGUAACUUUGGGCACUCUUCCGAGGUUCCUCCUCGCACAGACACGAUGGACUCUGUCCCUAGCCAGGCCUGGAACACCGACGAAGAUUUAGAAGUGCCCUACCUCCCCGUCCGUUAUAGCCUUUCAGAGCCCGAUGUCCUGGAAUCUGUCAAAUCCCAGCCAUGCCGAAGCCACUCUGCCCCGAGCGGUGUUAUCCCUCAGGACCCUAUGGACCCUCCGGCUUUACCCCCAAAACCGUACCACUCCCGGCUCCCGAUGCUAGAGAUCGAGGAGGGGAUGAUGAUGGAAGAAGAUGACAAGCAGCAUCGGCCUCUGCAUCGCAAGGUCUCUCUGCCUCCAAGCAGCAUCAAAGAGGAGCAGGCGAGAGUGAGCUGGGAGCAUGGCGUCAGCGAGCAGUGAGCAGAAUUACUGGCUCCAGGUCCGACAGGCGGGUCACCCGGAAAAGAACAGUAAAGGCUCGGGGCUCGGAGGAGAGAACAACAAACCGAUUCUUUACGUUCUACUGCCGUUAACUAAUGUUUCGAGUGUAUGUACAGAGGUUGUUCCAGCAUGCGAUGUUGCUGCUUUCCUCUUUAUUUCAUAUUCUACUCUUCUGUUUUUGCUAUGGGUUGUACCUUUCUUUUUGUUUCUUGGCACAGUGGAUGCUUUCUUCAUUCUGCAGUUACCAGACCACACACGAAGCCGUGUGUAUGUAACCUUUAGCCGUAGACCCUUGCCGAAAUAAGAGUAUCGGAACCCCAGAAGAAGGGGGCGAGAAACAGGUUCUUCCGGGAAUCUAGGCCUCCUCGGUUUUGAAACACACAUGAGUAUAGGUGAAGUUGCCACGGGGGCUUUUUUCUUUGCUGUAUAGACACCGAAGCUCAUAGUUGCAUUCAGGGAUUCCGUUACCCACGCCGGGCUGAGUGGUGGUUGGCGGGCGGAGGAGAGACUAAACUAUUCUUAGGAGCAACCGGCUCUUCUGGAUGUCUGAACGCACAUGACUUUCUUGACUCUCUCUCCCCCACCCCCCUCCCACCCCCACUGCUCAGGUGUGCUGACUUGAUUGAGUUGGUAAUGGUUCCAAGAGUCCAUGGGGACUUCUGAAAGAACACUGAUGUAAAACCAGUCCCCCUGCUGCUUCCUUUGAUGUUCUCCCCUUUGAGAGACAUUCCCCCGCUUUUAACCCUCUAAGCUAUACACUUCCCCCAUAGAAGUCAGAGCCUCUCACCAUUUUGGCUACAGAUAUCAGCUAGGACUGCGUAAACUCUAGGAGUGCAACCCAGUCCUGUUGGGCUUUCCCCAGACUCAGCUGCCUCCAGGUGUUUGACAUCUCCGGCAAUGCCCCCCUCCCCUCCACCCCCCCAAAAAAAAAGACAAACAGCAGUCCGGCUGGAGGCAAAGUGAGGAGGGGUAGUGAGGGCCAGCUUAAAGCUAGAACCACAUGUUGAGCUAAAGAAAAAGAAAACUGAAGGUUUGCAGUGUCACCUUCCUAAUUUAGCAGGUGACUUUCUGGGAGCUGAGAGCCAUUCAUUCCUACCGAAAGAUCUCCACACAACACCUGGCACUUUGGGGCUGCCAGGGUAGGAGAGAGUCAGUAUCUCUCAGCCGCUAGGAAAUCCUUUAUCCUUUGGCCUGUUCUCCUGAGUCAGGAAUUUUAACACUACCUCUGAGUGAAAGGACUGGUGGUAGAACAGUGCUUCUGGAGACGGCUGUCGCUGAGGAAGAGCAGUCUUGAUGACACUUAGACUUAGUUAAUAAGCUGGAGUGGAGUUGAUAUUUCCUUCUUUAGAAGAUCAUUCCCAGGAAAAAAAAAUAGUGCCCGUCUUUGACUCCCCCUGGGCAGGGAAAGGCCUUCCCUAAGGAAUCAAUUUCAUCAGAGCCGAAGUCAUACAGUGGCCACUGCCUUCUGCCACUGAUCCGUGUGUAGUAUUUAAAUGCAGUGUAGCAAGUACCCAGGGGAGCUGACCAGCCUCGUUCAAGGAUGCAGGAUUUCUUUAUAUACAUACAGCGUUAUCUUUAUAUGACACUUUUAGCCAGUCAGGACUCUGUCCUUUCUCUUGGCUUGUUGAUAUUUGGGGGUGUUUGCGGGGGGCUAGGUGGUGGGGUGUUACCAUAGUAUUUUAUCAGGUCGCUUUUAAGGUACUUUUGAGGAGCAAAUGUAAGUCUCCAGACAGUGCUUUUGUUUAUCAUGUGUCUGAGCAGUUGGAUUAAGCACUGAGGUGAAUCCGUGUUUGGUCGAUGCAAAGCCAGCUGUCUCAGUGAAGCAACGAGAGAAUCCUCGGUGGUAGAUGGUUUUCUUUUGUAAACCAGUGCCAGCCAUUUCAGCACAAUGCUAGCCUUGAUUUGAAAAAAAAAAAAAGAAAGAAAAAAGAAAAAAAAGGAGAAAUCUAGUUUGAUUUGGGUUUUGUGAAGUUUCUAAAUCACUUUUCAAGUUCUGGAAAAAUUAGCUUGAUAGACUCCUAAACACUGGAAGGAGUGCAAGGUAGGAACUGGUAGUGGAGAAGUCAGUCUUGCAGAACAGAAAAGAUGAGUUUAGGGAGAAAUCAUGUUUAAUUUGGGCUCUUUGAAGGUUUCUAAAUAGCUUUUCAAGUUUGGGAAAAAUUUAGCUUGACAAUCCUUAGGAACACUGAAUAGGGUGGAGAUGGGAGAAAAGUUAGAAAUCGGUGGUGAUGAAACCUGUCUUGCCAAAAAAAAAAAAAAAUGACCUUGAGAUGAGAUCUAGUUUAAUUUGGGAUUUUUGAAGGUUUUAAAACCUUUCAAGGUUUAGAAAAAUUAGCUUGACAGAAUUCUAAGAGCACUGGAAGGAGUGGAAAUAAGAGAGGUAGGAGCUGGUAGUGAAAUCUGUCUUGCAGAAAAAAAUUAUCUUCAUGAGAAAUCUUAUUUAAUUUGAGCUCUUUGAAGGUUUCUAAAUAGCUUUUCAAGUUUUGGAAAAAUUAGCUUGACAAUCCUUAAGAACACUGGAUGGGGUGGAAAUGAGGGAGAAGUUAGAAACCGGUGAUGGUGAAGUCUGUCUUGGGAAAAAAAAAAGACUUUGGGUUAAAACUUUGUUUAAUUUGGGCUCUUUGAAUGUUUCUAAACUUUUCAAGGUUUAGAAAAAUUAGCUUGGCAGAAUCCUAAGAACACUGGGUGAGGUGCAAUCAAGAGAGAAGUUAGAAACUGGUGGUGAGCUUGAGAAAUCUAAUUUAACUUGAAUUUUUUGAAGGUUUCUAAAUUCAAGUUUUGAAAAAUUAGCUUGACAGAAUACUUAGAGCACUGAGGGAAUGGAGGCAAGAGAGAAGUUAGAAACUUACAGUGGAGAAGUCAGUCUUUCUAAAAAGGAGAGAUGAACUAGGGGAAAAAUCUAGUUUGUGGACCUUUUUGAAGGUUUCUAAGUAAUAUUUCAAGUUUUGGAAAAAUUAGCUUGACAGAAUGCUUAAGACCACUGAGUGGGGUUGGAGACAGGAGAGAAGCUAGAAAUUUAUAGUGGAGAAGAGAGUUUCACUAAACAAAAAAGAUAAGAUAGGGAGAAAUAUAGUUUGUUGGGAUUUUUGAAGGUUUUUAAAUAACUUUUUCAAGUUUUGAAAAAUUAGCUUGACAGAAUGCGUAAGAACACUGAAUGGGGUGGAGACAGGAGAGAAGUUAGAAACUUAUAGUAGAGAAGUCAGUCUCUCUGAAAAAAAGAGAUGAGCUGGGGGAGAAAUCUAGUUUAAUUUGGACUUUUUGAAAGUUUCUAAAUAACUUUUUCAGGUUUUGGACCAAUUAGCUUGACAGAAUGCUUAAGAACACUGAAUGGGGUGGAGAUAGGAGAGAAGUUAGAAACUUAUAGUGGAGAAGUCAGUCUCUCUGAAAAAAAGAGAUGAGCUGGGGGAGAAAUCUAGUUUAAUUUGGACUUUUUGAAAGUUUCUAAAUAACUUUUUCAGGUUUUGGACCAAUUAGCUUGACAGAAUGCUUAAGAACACUGAAUGGGGUGGAGACAGGAGAGAAGUUAGAAACUUAUAGUGGAGAAGUCAGUGUCUCUGAAAAAAAGAGAUGAGCUAGGGGAGAAAUCUAGUUUAAGUUGGACUUUUUGAAAGUUUCUAAAUAACUUUUUCAGGUUUUGGACCAAUUAGCUUGACAGAAUGCUUAAGAACACUGAAUUGGGUGGAGACAGGAGAGAAGUUAGAAACUUAUAGUGGAGAAGUCAGUGUCUCUGAAAAAAAGAGAUGAGCUGGGGGAGAAAUCUAGUUUAAUUUGGACUUUUUGAAAAUUUCUAAAUAACCUUUUCAGGUUUUGGACCAAUUAGCUUGACAGAAUGCUUAAGAACACAGAAUGGGGUGGAGAUGAGAGAGUUUAAAACCUGGUAGUGGAGAAGUCAGUCUUACUUCCCAAAAAGCAUGUAAAUCCUGUACCGUAAUUCUCUGAAGCUUUGGUUUCACUAUGGGGUUGGGAUCCAUUGAGCAGGUGGUGAUCGCAAGAGUCUUGGUGAUUCUGAGAGCUUGGAUAGAAUUUAGAAUUGCUCUUUUCGGUUUUGAUCCCUGAGCGUGAGGAAAUCAUUGGGAGUUGAAGGAGAUAUGAUAUCUGUUAAUGUUGGUACUUCACAUCCCUGUCUGAUGGAAAUGAGGACAUCUCUAGGAAGACGUAACGAGGCCCAGGGCCUGGACAUGUCAGCUGGUGGGGAGCUGUUGCUUCUGGGGUCGUGGGGAGAGUGGAGACUAGGAAUGGAAUUGUUUACCAGUCUAUUCCUUAAACUACGCUUCUCCACCUCCGUCCUCCAAGCCACCGAUUCUGGGAAUUUGUUUGGUCCCAUGCCAGCUGAUUUCUCCAGGACUUAGCAGUUUUGUCAUCAAGUGAGGAGGUACAACACCCCCCCUCCCCGACCCCUCCCCCAAAUUACAGAGCCCAGGGCAAUUACUCCCGAUCACCCUAUAGAAGGGAUGGGAAGGAAAGGAAUUAGGGCAGACAGCAAAGGGAGGGAGUCAUUAAGAAUUCCACCGAUUCCUCUAUCUUUUCCAUUCAUUUGUUGGGAAAAGAUGCAUUGCUUUGGUCACACCCUGUGCAAAGGGAAGUUGGUGGCUAUUUUCAUUUUCCCUUUAUUUCCCCAACUGGAUGGAAAGGGCACAUCCCAUAAAUUCUUCCUAUCAGAAAAGUAACCAAACUCAGAAGGCAGCAGAUAUGAGAAUCCUUUGGAAAGCAUGUGUGAUCUUUUGGUUUCCUUCUAACAGGCUUCUUUGUAAAUAUCUCAUUUGACUGCUGUGUAUUUGUACAGGAAUUUGAGCAAAAAAUGUAUAGAUUGUGGCGUCUGACUGGUAAUCUGCCCUGUAAAUGUGUUUUUAAUCUCUCGCAUUCUGUGCUUAUUGAAAAUGAGAACAUCUUUUGUGUAUUCAUGUUUAAAGAAAAGAAGUUAUCUGAACUCUCUGGAAAGCAAAAUUAAAAGAAAAAAAAAAGAAUUUGUACCAAUGUCUUACAAGGUAUUUUUUUUUAUAUAUAUAUAUGUAUGUAUAUAUAUAUGUGUGUAUAUAUACAUAUAUAUAUAUAUUGUGAUAGCAUGUUCUGGUUAAAAAAUAAGUGAUGUGAAGUUUAAAUGUAAAUAUCUGCUGUAGGUUUCGGUUUUUUUUCCUUUCUCCUCCCCAUUCAGUCAACUGUUGUGUUGUGAAAUUAAAGAUUAAAACCUGUUAUUGAC
This is a messenger RNA of Ornithorhynchus anatinus (platypus), 11701 nucleotides long. It is a transcript of the gene DOCK3, whose product is annotated as dedicator of cytokinesis 3. NCBI's taxonomy places the organism in Eukaryota, Metazoa, Chordata, Mammalia, Monotremata, Ornithorhynchidae. Gene Ontology annotation, biological process: small GTPase-mediated signal transduction. The coding region runs from base 265 to 6483 and encodes 2072 amino acids. Gene Ontology annotation, molecular function: guanyl-nucleotide exchange factor activity; small GTPase binding. Gene Ontology annotation, cellular component: plasma membrane; cytoplasm. The record is from RefSeq and is a predicted model, not a curated record. The transcript is spliced from 54 exons.